AUGAAAAAAACCUCGCUUUUCAAUCCCAAAACUUGGUCCUCGAUUCAUCACCCGCUGCCGCGAACUCCCCGGGAAUCUCAACAGCUCCUUGGUGCCCUUACAUCCUCCUUUCGUCGUCAGCUUGACCAUGAGUAUCCCACGUCUGCCGCUCCCGAGCGGACGAACAAAGGCAGGGAGCACUCCGUAAGGUCCGACUCUGCCGCGCAUAUGGCCGACAAGCUUUUCGAGAACAUCUUGGAGAAUCCCCUCUUCCGGGUGGCUCCGUUGAAAGAACGAAAGCCAGGAGUGCCGGCCUAUCAUGAAAGAAUUACCAGAGAGCCAAUGGUCAUUUUUGAUGAAUGGGUUGCGUCAGGACUAAUGACGAAUGGGAGGCUGGCACUGUGUCUGAAGUCUCAGUACCUUCUUUCUACUACGGGCAAGCAUACCAAGCAUGAACGCACACAGGCCUUGAAGGCUACCAGAGCUGGUUCGAAGGUCGUCUCGUGGUGGUUCGCAUCUGAACCGGCAGUGAGGGAGAAGCUUUUUGCAUCGAGAGAAGCGACUAAAUAUUUGUUCAAAUUCUUGGUUGCGGAGGCGAUGCAGGAUACCGUUAUGGGUUGGUUAAGGAUGUUUUUGGGCCCAGACCACGAGAUGCCUAGCAGGUCGCUCCAUCCAGACAAUUCUCUACCUUUUCUUAGCCGCCUGGCCGAUUUUCUGCACGCAGAAGUUGAGUGUGGUCGUGGCUUGGGAUCUGCUGUGACAUAUUUUAUCCAAUCAUGCCAAUUGGCCUCGACUUUGGCCGGCAAACCCAACGGGGAUUACAGCGAAACUCAGCGCAGGAAGCUCAAGUUUGCAGGCUUCAGACUAAACAGGCUGGUCGUUGGACAUUACCACACCCAAGCUACAAAGCUUCCUGUUUCACCAUACGAGGAGUACAUGGAAUUCAUGUUUUCCCUGGCACAGAAUAACAUAUUGAACGACGCCCUAUUUCUUUACCAUCCCACACAUCCGGAUGCUGGGCCGUUCCUUCGACAAGUGGAGCAGUUAUCAUCAGAAUUCCUAGAACCCGGGAUCAAAAGGCAAUUCGAAAAUGCGCGCGGUAUGUUUAUUCAGGCCGGGUUUCACGCCCUUCGUCUCUUAAUCGACCAGGAGCGAUUUGGCGAUGCUACGCGUCUUGCGCCCUACAUUCAACGAUUACUUAACGGUGAAGAUGCCACAGAUACGACAUCAGAUGCUUUCUACCGUGUGUCUGAUGAGGAAGAACGUCUUCUUGAUCGUUUGCAAUUCUCAUUAACUUGA
Molecule: messenger RNA, 1278 nt
Organism: Aspergillus ruber CBS 135680
Lineage: Eukaryota; Fungi; Ascomycota; Eurotiomycetes; Eurotiales; Aspergillaceae
Exons: 1
Coding region: 1-1278 (425 amino acids)
Source: RefSeq, a predicted model, not a curated record